AGACUUCUAUCAUUACGGGCAUCAAGAAGCGGCUGUUGCGUACCCUUGGCCGAAAGCUCAGGAAAUGAUGCGAUCAGCCCGAAAAAGAUCAGUCCCAGAUGUUCCGAUGAGUCUUGAGGGCUUAAGGAACAUACUGCUCUUCCAGAGUUUUGGAGAAAAAUUUCAGUGUCAUGACGGACAAAGAAUUUGCAAAGCCAUUAUUAACAACGGCAAUGGGACAAGCGUUGUUUUAUAUUGCAGCAGUGUUAUAAAUGACAUGUUGUCCCAUGAAAACACCGAAAUUGCUCGACAUGCUGAAAUACAUGCUGAUGGAACAUUUAAGGUAGUUCCAUCGGUACCUCAGGCCCGGCAACUGUUCGUAAUCCAUGUGAUGUUCCAAAACCAUUCGGUCCCUGUGUGUUUCGCUUUAAUGGAAAAGCGGAGUAAGUUAGCAUACAAAGAAGUCAUCACACAUUUCAAAGAAAAUGUAGCACCAACUUUAGUACCAGCUACUAUUAUUACUGACUAUGAGCAACCUUUACAAAGUGCUUUUGAGGAAGUGUACGGAAUGUCAGCUACAGGGUGUUUUUUCCAUUACUCUCAGGCGGAAUGGAAGUAUAUGCGAAAACACAACUAUCUUGUGGUUAUUAACACGAACCAGGAUGCCCGUUGUGUUUUAAAAAUGUUAAUGGUGUUACCACUACUACCAGCUGCAGAAAUUGAGGAAGGACUCACGGACAUAAAAUAUUUUGCAAGGGCCCGACAAAUUAAUUUGUCACGCCUAAUUCAAUACGUCAAAAGAUUCUGGAUGAGAAGGAUCGGCGUGGACAGGAUAUCAGUAUCUGGGCUUCCAAGAAGAACAAACAAUAAUAUCGAAUGUUUUCACAACCGGCUCAAAGACAAAUUUAAGAAAGCUCAUCCAAACAUUUGGAAAUUUUUAGAAUAUGUGUGUACAGUAAUUAAGAGUACACAUAUUUUAAUAAGGCAAAUAAAUCAAGGACAGAAAAUUACAAGAAGCAAAAAGUGCAAAUUUAUAGCUGCAGAUGCAGCUAUCAAAGAUGCCCAGCGGCAGUUCUCUAAUAGAGAAAUUAGCCGCAUCCAGUUUCUAAAAAUCUGCUCCCACAGCGUAGAGGGAACAGAAGGAAGACUACGUCACUGGGCCCUCUACGUUGAAGGUGAUGAAGAUUUAUCCAGCGAAGAAAAUGGUCCCUUAGUGCCGUCGUCUGAGGAAGAUGAAUCUCCUUCUUAUUCACCUCUCCAGUCCCCUGAACCUUCUUCAAACCAAUCAAUUCAUUCUCCAUCGAUUUCCCCAUUACGUCUAUCACCUUUCGAUUCACCUUCUGCUUCUAGAUCGAAUUCUCCUUUACCUUCCACGUCUAGAGGUCAGACGACGAGAUUUCAACUAUCUUCCGACGACGAAGACGAUAUCACAAAUGAAUCUGGUGUAUGCGCAGUAUGUUGGCAAAAGACUGCAAGUUUUAUAUUUUGGGACUGCAGGCAUGUGGCAGCCUGCGAAGUGUGUGUCUCUCAGUAUACUGUGUCUGAUGAUGAAAGUACAGCAACAAGAUGUCCAGUCUGUCGGAGGAGAAUUUCUGUUCUUCCAAAAAGAGUUUUUUUUUUUUAAUAAGUAGUUUCUUUAUAUUGUUUGUCAUAUUUAUUUUACUAAUACUAGUUUACGAGUAUUUUAUUUCUGUAUUUGUUUUUUUUUUCAUAAAAUAUAUUUCAUUUUACAAUGA
This is a messenger RNA of Zophobas morio, 1715 nucleotides long. RefSeq lists its product as uncharacterized. NCBI's taxonomy places the organism in Eukaryota, Metazoa, Arthropoda, Insecta, Coleoptera, Tenebrionidae. The coding region runs from base 65 to 1603 and encodes 512 amino acids. The transcript is spliced from 8 exons. The record is from RefSeq and is a predicted model, not a curated record.